Messenger RNA from Menidia menidia (Atlantic silverside), 1020 nucleotides. NCBI's taxonomy places the organism in Eukaryota, Metazoa, Chordata, Actinopteri, Atheriniformes, Atherinopsidae. The record is from the annotation of a GenBank genome assembly.
UUGCUCUUCAGAAUGGGCUAUGAUCUGGAGAGGUUUGUUGGCUAUGUGAAUGAAGGUCUGCUUUGCUGUGUGUGUCGAGACGUGCUGGAGCGCCCCCUCCAGGCGCCCUGUGAGCACGCCUACUGCAGCUCCUGCAUCAGCAGCUGGCUCCUCCAUCACCACUCAUGUCCCGAGGACAGGCUGCCUCUUGAUGUGAGCGCUCUCAAGCCACUCUACAGGUACAUGCGGAAUGACCUGAGCCGCCUGCAGAUCCGCUGCGUGAAUGCAGGGCAGGGUUGUGAGGUGGUCUGCUCCCUUGAGAGCAUGCACACACAUGAGGAUGAGUGUGACUUUGCUUUCAUAUCCUGCUCUAACACAGGUUGUCCCGUACAAGUAGAGAGGCGGGGUUUGGAGGCUCACCUGUCAGAAUGCAGCUUUCGCAGCAGAGAGUGCCCCAACGGCUGUGGACACACCCUCCAUUCCAUCGACCAAUCGCAGCAUAACUGCGUGGCAGAGCUACGCACGGAGGUGGAGAUGCUGAGGGCAGAGAUGCUGUGCAAGGUGGAGGAAGUGAGGCGAGAGAUGGAGUCCCGGCUGGAUUCACAGAGGAGACACAUGGUGCAGAAAGAGUCGCAGCUGAAGAACGAGGUGGAAGAGCUUAAGGGUCAGCUAUCCCGUGUGAUGUGCGACAUGCGUGCCCUGUUAGGGGCCGAGCGCCUGAGGAGACAGGAGCUGACCGAAGCCGAGCUGGAGAAGAGAGAACUACUGGAGCUGCUCAGGAAUCUGCAGCCCACCAGGAGUCAGCGUCCUGCUGAGCAGCCAGCCAGGGACCAGCUUCAGGAGGACCUGCAUGUCGAAUCUACAAGAUACCAGCAGAGAGAGGCCUCUGUUCAUGCCUCCAGCCUGUCGCUGCACUCAGCUUCUCAUGCCGCGGGUCCACCUCCGUCCCCUCAGCUGGGAGAGGGAGUGCGCAAGGGGAGCACUCGGAGUCUGACUCUGGACUGCAUCAAGAGGAAGAGCCGGGAGGUGACCGUCAUCUGA